Molecule: messenger RNA, 1380 nt
Organism: Vicia villosa (hairy vetch)
Lineage: Eukaryota; Viridiplantae; Streptophyta; Magnoliopsida; Fabales; Fabaceae
Product: protein SGT1 homolog
Exons: 10
Coding region: 130-1203 (357 amino acids)
Biological process (GO): protein stabilization; defense response to fungus
Cellular component (GO): nucleus; cytoplasm
Molecular function (GO): protein-folding chaperone binding
Source: RefSeq, a predicted model, not a curated record
AUAUUAUUGCCUUACAAUCUUCCUUCAGUUCUUUAUAAAUAUCCCCUCUCUCUCAUUCAAUCAAACUCAUUCCUCUUCCAAAAUUUCACAAACCCAAACCCUUUUUCGUUUAUUUUACUCUCUUUUGCGAUGGGUUUCGAUCUUGAAGAGAAAGCCAAAGAGGCCUUUGUCGAAGACCACUUUGAGUUAGCCGUUGAACUUCUCACACAAGCCAUUCUUCUUGAUCCUACCAAACCUGAACUCUAUGCUGAUCGUGCUCAAGCCAACAUCAAACUCAACAACUUCACCGAGGCCGUUGCUGAUGCCAACAAAGCUAUUGAGUUGAAUCCUUCUCUGUCAAAGGCAUAUUUGCGCAAAGGUAAUGCAUGUAUGAAGCUUGAGGAGUAUCAGACUGCCAAGAUUGCUUUAGAGACCGGUGCCUCGUUGGCUGCAGAUUCAUCAAGAUUUCUUAAUUUGAUUAAAGAAUGCGAUAGGCUCAUUGCAGAAGAGUCUUCUACUCAGGAAAAGUCCACCACCACACAGGAGGCAACUCCAAAAGUUGUUGUUCCAGAGAAAAAUCUCUUGGAGGAGCCAAUAGUGGCGGUAGCUAAGCCUAAAUAUAGGCACGGAUUUUACCAGACACCUCAAGAAGUGGUUGUAACGAUAUUUGCCAAGGGGGUCUCCAAAGAAAGCAUUACUAUCGACUUUGGUGAACAAAUACUAAGGGUCAAGAUUGAUGUCCCUGGAGAAGAUGCAUAUGUUUUUCAAACUCGCUUAUUUGGAAAGAUCAUACCUUCCAGAUGCCGGUAUGAAGUUAUGGCCACCAAAAUUGAAAUUCGCCUUGCUAAAGCAGAAUCUAUUAACUGGAAGUCCCUAGAAUUCACCACAGAAGCCACAGUUGCACCAAGGGCUAUUGCCUCUUCAGUUACUGGAACUCAAAGACCUACUUACCCGUCCUCAAAACCAAAAAGAGUAGAUUGGGAUAAGCUUGAAGCUCAAGUUAAGAAAGAGGAGAAAGAUGAAAACCUUGAUGGUGAUGCUGCACUGAACAAAUUUUUCCGGGAAAUAUAUUCCGAUGCUGAUGAGGAUACAAGAAGAGCAAUGAAAAAGUCAUUUGUGGAGUCGAAUGGAACAGUGCUGUCUACAAACUGGAAGGAAGUGGGAACAAAGAAGGUUGAAGGAAGUCCUCCAGAUGGCAUGGAGUUGAAGAAAUGGGAAUAUUAAUAUCUUUUCUAAAUUACUUUAUUUUGGAAAUUUGGGUGCUUAAUUUUGUUUACAUAACUAGUGAACAAAAGUAGUAAACCUUUUUUUGGUUUUUUUGGGUUUUCAUGACUUCAUUGGUGGCUGAUUUUUCUCUGUUUGGUGAAUACAAUGCAAUUGCAGAUUCUGUUUUUGGUGUCA